Messenger RNA from Chinchilla lanigera (long-tailed chinchilla), 4789 nucleotides. RefSeq names its product Fc receptor-like 1 (gene Fcrl1). Gene Ontology annotation, molecular function: transmembrane signaling receptor activity. The record is from RefSeq and is a predicted model, not a curated record. The coding region runs from base 100 to 1422 and encodes 440 amino acids. NCBI's taxonomy places the organism in Eukaryota, Metazoa, Chordata, Mammalia, Rodentia, Chinchillidae. Gene Ontology annotation, biological process: cell surface receptor signaling pathway. The transcript is spliced from 11 exons.
UCGUGACUUCCUCAAACCUCUGACAAACACCUCUCGAGUCUGAUGUGAAUUACAUUUUUGAAGAGUGGUGUCUUCAUUCGCCAUCCGCACCUGUCCCUCAUGCUGCUGAGGCUCUUGCUGCUGAUCUGUGCUCUGCACUGUGAACCUGCUGAGCCACUUCCACGUCCUGUACUAAGAGCCAGCCCCUCCAAGCCCAUAGAGGGGAACCCGAUGAGGCUGACCUGUGAGAUGCAGCUCCUUCCACAGAAGCCACAUGUCUGGAAGCCACAGUUCUACUUCUACAGAGAUGAACAGAUGCUGGGGUCAGGCCCCAGGACCUCUCCAGAGCUCUGGAUCCCAGCUGUGUGGAGCAAAGACUCAGGAUUCUAUUGGUGCCAGGCAAAGACACUGACUCACGGGGUCACAAGAACGAGCCUGAGGUCUCAGAUACAUGUGCAGAGAGUCCCUGUCUCUGAUGUGAGCUUGGAGACCCAACCCCCAGGAAGAUGGGCCAUGGAGGGAGACAAGCUGGUUCUAAUCUGCUCAGUUGCUAGUGGCACUGGAGACAUCACCUUCUUCUGGUACAGAGGUGCUCUGGGUUUAAAACUGGCAGCAAAGACCCAGCGUUCACUGGUAGCGGAACAUGAGAUUGCUUCGGUUCAGCAGAGAGAUGCUGAGCAAUACUACUGUGCAGCGGACAACGGCCAUGGCCCCAGCCUCAGUGGGUUGAUCAGCAUCACUGUCAGAAGUCCAGUAUCCAACCCUGUCCUUACCGUUAAGGCCUCCAGAGCCCAGCCUGUGGUGGGGGAUGUGGUGGAGCUUCACUGUGAGGCCCUGCGAGGCUCUCCCCCGAUCCUGUACCAGCUUUAUCAUGAGGAUGUCAUCCUGAGGAACAGCUCGGCCCCCUCUGGAGGAGGAGUGUCUUUCAACCUCUCCCUGACUGUAGAACAUUCUGGAAACUACUCCUGUGACGCUGACAAUGGCCGGCAUGCCCAGCGCAGUGAGGUUGUAACACUCGAUGUCACAGUGCCUGAUGGGAACGGAAGCGAUCAUCUUACUUCAGGCAUCAUAGAAGGGCUGCUUGGUAGCUUUGGUCUCGUCAUUGCUAUGGCCCUGAUAUUUGGCUGCUGGCUCAAGAGAAAAAUAGGAAGACAUUCAGCUGCGGAUCCACUGAGGAGCCCUGACAUCCCUGUACUUCAACAAUCUAAUUACCUCAACUCACCUGAUUCAGUGCAGACACAGACUUUUUAUGAAAAUGUGAAUGUUGUAAGUGGGGAUAACAGGGAUAAGGUUUAUUCACUGGUGUACCACACCCAGCAGGAGCGAGAACCAGUAGUAGUUGAACGCACUGGGACACAUGUGGAGAAUAAGGUCAUCCCAGACAUCUAUUCCAGACUGAGAAAGGCACAUAUCACAGAUGUGGACUAUGAAGAUGCUAUGUAAACUUAUGGAAGAUUUUACUCUUUGAAAACCAUCCAUGAUCUCAAACCUCAGACCCAACAUGAUCUUCAGAGAUCCUGGGAGUCUGCUUUAUAGUACCCUUCACCCAGGUGCUUUUCUCCAUGAGAUGAUUCCUUCAUCUACUGUGAAAGGCAACAAGGUCCAAAGAGACCACCUUGAGGAAUCAACUUAGACCAACUUAGGCCAAAGGGUGGGAAGGACUUUGCUGCCAGAGCCUGAUUCCUGCUUGUUCUUUUGGGAAUAGGUUGAAUAUAUUCACUUACUUCUUUUCACAAAAGGAAACAGUAGGAUAAAAUAACUGAAAGUCUUGGAGUGGAGGGACAGUGAGGUUCAGAGUGCACAAACCCAGGUGGAUAGUGAUUUUGCAAGAUUACCCUGGAGAGAAAGGUAUGUCUGUCACAUGUAGAAGUGUUUUCUGUGCACACAGGACAGAACCCCUGCCCUGCCCCUUACCUGAAUCAUGCUGUUUUUCCCUAAGAAAUCUGACUUAGUUUAUUUUGAGUUGCUACUACACAAUUAGAAUGAAAACGCAGUUAGAAAGAUGAGUUGCUGUGAUUACACUGUGUUAAUGGUCAAUUUUGUCUGCACAGACCAAUCUAAAGACUCCCACAUUUCUGAGAAUCUUUGUUAAGUUUCACUACAUCUUAAAUUCUGUAUAUAGUUGCAGCCUCUAGAAGCUUCAGGAAUAUAAUAUUUUUUCUUUUAUUCUCAGAUUUUUUGAACAUGUGGUAAUAUGAUUUACAGUCUGUAUUCUAAUUUUAAAUUAAGUACAAUCUCAGUCUUGUUAAUUGAAACAAUUUAGUGAUAUAUGAAGGAAAAAGUUAAAGUUUUGCUACAAACUCAUACAAGUGGUAAUCAUUGUUACAACUUAGCAUGUCUCACCCUGGAAUUUUUCUAUUUUUGUACAGUUAUUUGCAAAUAUAUAUAUUUAAUAAAGUAAAAUAUUUUAAAAUCUACAUAUACAUCUAUCAUACUAUUUUAAAAGUCUGCAUAGCAAUCCAUUGUAUGGAUAAACCAUACAUUUUAUUGUGGAAAAAAAAAUAUAUAUACACACACACAAUAUAAAAUUGAUACUUUCAACAAUUUUUAGGUGUACAGUCCAGUGACAUUAAUUGUUCAGCAUAUUAUAUUUUAACCCUUUUGUCAUUGAUGGACAUUAAAAUUGUUUCUAGAAAAUGUAUAUUAGCAAAAAAUAUGCUCAAGUAAAUGUCUUUAUACAAGCAUAUUUAUGCACUCCUGCUAGAUUAUCUGAAGGAUAUAUCUGUAAGUCUGGGAUUAAUACAUUGUAACUUAUGCAUAUUAAAUAUUUUUGUCAGACAUUCUUAAAUUUCUCCCAGAUAAGGCUAUACAUUCAUAAACAAUAAAUGAGGGGAUUUGUGCAGAAAAGGUAUAAUUUUAAAAAAUUAUUGAUACAGUUAAGCAUCUAUCUAUACACUUAUUAUUGUUAGUAAUUUUUCUAAACUCUUGUGUUUAGUGUCUGUUAAUUUCCUAGGUGUUUGUUUUUCUCAUACAGGGGUUAUAGGAACUAAAUAUAGAGGCAUAAUUCACAUACACUGAAAUCCACAGGAUGUGUGUUCCCAUUCUAAUAGAUGCAUGCUUCUGAGAAAUGGAAAUCUCUCUCAUAUGGGAUGUUUUCAUCAGUUCAGAAAAUUUCUUCAUACCCACUCCCUGGAGUCUGCCCAUCUCAAAAUAAUUACUGAAUAAUAUGUCUCAUAGCAAUUUCUCCAUUGUGUAUGAUGCAAAUAUUUUCACCUAGUCUUUCACUUCAGUUUUUGUUGAUAAUGAAUUUUAAAAUGUGGAAGAUUAUUUUUUUGUGCUGCUAAACACAACUUUUUCCAUCUUGACAUCUGACUUUCUUUCUGAUAUCUUCUCUCAGACCAUAUUCUCUUAUACUUUUUAUAAUAUUUCAUUUUUCUUCUAUUCAUGGACUAUUUCUAUAUAAAUGUUUGGUGUGAGGUAAGUUUCGAACUUUUACUGUCUUUUCUCUUAUAUAUAUUCUUUGGUAGGGGUCAAACUUUAUUGUUUUCAAGUAGACCUAAAUUUCCCACCAUUAUUUUUUAAUAGUCUGUUCUUUCCUCUUUCAUUUUCAUACUGCUUUCUCUUACCCCAAUUAAACAUAAAUUUGGAGUUUGAAUCUUUAAUACUACAGUCUGUCCUGCUGUACAUCUUUUUGCAUAAAGUACUUCAACCACAUUAGCUUCAGUGGUUUCCCAAGCACAUCACAUAUAGUCCCAGUUCUGGAGCUCUGUACUUUCUACCUUCUAUCCUUGCUUUCUUUUUUUUCCCCUCAGUUGCAUUUUCUGCAUUAUUUUAUUCUCUGGUCUGUGAAUAUUUUUUGUCUUUUUAAAAUAACAAACAUGCCUUUUAUAUUUUGUCUGCCACAUCUAUGAAUUGGGAGCUCAGGGUGGGGAUAGAAAAGCUCAAAGGAUGAACUUGGAAUACUGUGCGACCAGUAGCUUGAACUUCUUUGUAUAACCAUCUCUUCACUUUAGUACUUACGCUACAUUUAUCCAUGGCUUCUUAUAUUUUUAUUCACUUUUUUUUCUUUAUGAAAUUGAACCUUCUAGUACUAUUUGAUAAGUAUAUGACUGUAUUGGUCUAAAAGUUCAAAAGUAAAAUUGAAGGUUGACACUUUAGUUUUGUGACCAACAGUUUUUAAUAUUUUAUUACAUAGUUGUCAUAUUUUAUUCUAUUGUUGCUGUUGAGAUAUCUUUGAGUAUAAUUGUUGUUCUUAUGUACUGUGGUUUUUUUUCCUGAUUUCUUUCAACACUUUCUUGUUCUACUCUAAAAUUUUGCUAUGAUAUAUAUAAAAAUGUGAAGUUAUUUUGUUUUUUGAGAUUAAUAACUAUUCAAGGAUUCAUGUUCUUCUUCAAGGUUAAAAGAUAUUUAUUAUCUCUUGAUUGUCAGUCUGACUUAAUGCUGUUUUAAGUAUCUUCUUCAGAAAUUAAUAUUAGAAGUUUACUAGACCUUCUUAUUAUAGUUCCUUAACUCUUACUUCAUCUUUCAAAAGUUUCAAUUCUUUAUCACCCUUUUUGCAUUCUAUAAGUUUUUUUUGCCUCUCUCUUCCAGUCAACUCUCUUCAGCUGUAUCUAUUUUAUUGUUUAACCUAUCGCUUUUCUAUUUCAAUGAUUACAUUUUUUCUUGUGAGCCACUGUAUUAGAAAAAUAACUAAAAGCAUGCUUUCUAAAGGAUGGUUUGAAUUUACAUUUUGGCACCAUUAUUUACUAGCCUUGGGGUUUCAGUCAAAUUAAUAAACUUUUGUGUUUGAGUUUUAACUGGAACACAAUUAGACUUAAAUAUAGUGUUGUUUUGAAAAUGAAAUAAAUUUUUUGGUGUGCAAUGCUUACAA